Molecule: messenger RNA, 3296 nt
Organism: Homarus americanus (American lobster)
Lineage: Eukaryota; Metazoa; Arthropoda; Malacostraca; Decapoda; Nephropidae
Product: DNA polymerase kappa-like
Biological process (GO): error-prone translesion synthesis
Cellular component (GO): nucleus
Molecular function (GO): damaged DNA binding; DNA-directed DNA polymerase activity
Source: RefSeq, a predicted model, not a curated record
CCGCCUCUGGUGGUUAAGUUACCAACAUAGUGUGUUAUGUGGUCAACCUCCAAGUGUACCUCUUCACCAGUCUAAUAACAAUAACAAUAGGGCUAUGCUCUUGGCCUCCAAAUCAAAACAAGAAAGAACUGGAGUCAAUUGACAGAGUAAAUUAAUGUUAUUUCAGGUAAGUAUUCGUCCAUUGGCUGUCCUCAGAUUUUGAUGCAGGAUUUAACUCAAGUCUUACCAUAGAAUAAAAUACAGUAUAAUACAAUAUACCUCAAAGAUACAGUAACAUUGGAGUACAGUACAGCAUCAUGGACAAACUUAAGGACAAGGUUCUCAAGGCUGGAGGAAAACUCUCCUGGCAAUGGCUCAACAGGACCACAAAACCUGUUACUCAACACCAACAAGGCAGGAAUGGAAGGUUUAGACACCGAUAAAAUAAACGAAAUAAUCAAGAAUGCGUCUAUGGGAUCACGGUUUUAUGAGCACAAAGAAAAACGUCAACAGCAACUUGAUAUUAAGAUAUCCGAGAUGAAGCAAGAGGUUGCAGCCUUUACUGAAGACCAGAUCAAGAAAGCAACUCUUCAGAUGGAUCAAUUAGUUAAAGACCUGGAAAUGAGUCGUGACCUAAGCCAGACCAUUGUACACGUUGAUAUGGACAUGUUCUAUGCUGCUGUAGAGAUGAGAGAUGACCCCUCAUUAAGGGAUAAGCCAAUGGCAGUAGGAGGAAUGGGAAUGCUGAGCACCAGUAACUAGCCUCGUAAGUUUGGUGUGCGGGCAGCAAUGCCGGGCUUCAUUGGCAAGAAACUUUGUCCUGAUCUUGUUAUCGUUCCACCAGAUUUUACUAAGUAUAAAGAAGUGAGUAAAGAUGUUCAAGAAAUAUUUUCUCAGUAUGAUGCCAACUUCUGCCCCAUGUCCUUAGAUGAAGCAUACCUCAACAUUACUGAAUACAUGCAUAAAUAUGCUCAUCACUAUGGUUUUGACAAUUUGGAAGAUUGUGGCUAUAGAGGCUUGUCUGAGGCAAUAGUAGCAGAAAUGAGACAAAAAAUAUGUGACAAGACCCAGUUAACAGCAAGUGCAGGUAUCGCUCCCAACACUCUUCUGGCAAAGGUCUGUAGUGACAUGAAUAAACCCAACGGACAGUUUUACCUUCCGCCUGAUCGUGACCAGAUUCUCACAUUUAUAUCUACACUUCCCAUACGCAAAGUGAGUGGUAUUGGCGAUGUGAUGGAGCAAAGCCUUCAUGCCCUGGACAUAACUGUCUGCUCACAUUUGAUGAUGAAACGUGGUCUUCUCAAACUCCUCUUCUCUGACAUCAGUUAUAACAAUUUUAUGAAUAUUGCUUUGGGUUUGGGUCACACCAGCCUGGAAUCGUGGUUGGAAAAAGAUCGCAAGUCGAUAAGCACAGAAACUACUUUCCGAGACACUGCAAAUAAAGUUUCACUUUUUAGAAUUGUCGAGGAACUGUGUAAUCAGUUGGCAGAUGAUAUGAAACAAAAGGAAAUUUUAGGAAAAGCUUUUACCCUGAAGUUGAAAACGUCUGAUUUCCAGAUCAAGACUCGAACGCAGACUUUGCCAGAUCAUACUUGUGCAUCUGAUGUUAGUCUUUGAUGGAGACUGUUGCAGCAUGAAAUGAAUGCCUCAGCACAGCCUCUGUCUCUGCGUUUACUGGGUGUACGUUUGUCUGGUCUCAUGAGUUCGUCUGAAGUUGGCCCCAAACGUCAAAUUACUCUCACGCAAAUGUUCUCCCAAUCUUUGAAACCUAAAACCAGUUCAUUUACUGCAAAUGAAAUGAAGAAGAAAAUGGUUGGUGACACCUCCACUCACACUAGAGAAAUUCAAUUGAAUAUGAAAGAUACACAUCAGCCUGAUAUUACUGCUAGUGGCAGUACUAUAACAUCAUCAACUGUACAAAGUACAACUAGCAUAAUGUCAAAUUCAAAGAAAACUGUGAAUGCUACUAAAAAGAGCAGCGUAUCAAUUGAAAACUUUCUUUCAAAAUCUCUGGUAAGUUUAGACACCACAAAAUCAGAAUAUCAUGAAUGCCCAGUGUGUGGGAAUCAAAUAAAAGUUUCUGAUUUUACAUAUUUUCUUGUUCAUGUUGACAGGUGUCACGAGGCAAAUGUUGAUGAGCCCAGUGCACCAACAGUACCACUUGAUGCUAAAAGAGAUAAUGAUAUACAAAUUUUAAGAAUAAUAUCCACAUCUAAAGAAGAAAGAGAUGUUGAAAAAGUAGGAACUGUAAGUGGAGAAGUACACAGCAUGCAUACUGGGCCAAAAAGCAAUGGAGGUGCCACUUAUAAUUAUGGUGAUGAUGAACAUGAGGAACACUCGGAAUUCUCACAUAUUUCAGAAGCUGUUGCACCAACCAGAGAGAUAAGUAAACUGAUGUCAGGAAACCAAGUGCAUGAAUUUGAAUGUCCUGUAUGUAACCAGAAGCAACUUAAUACGUUAAGAGCCUUUAACAAGCAUGUAGAUGAUUGCCUCAGUGGUAAUACAAUCAAUGAAAUAAUGCAACAGGACUCAACAGUGUCAGGACCAUCCAGUAGUACCCAGUCUACUUCAAGAUCUGGUUUUGUCCAACCAAACAUAGCUACAGAAGGUAGGAAACGUAAAGGAAACAUUUCAGAAGCUGGAGAGAAGAAGAUGAAAUUAGAAAGUAAUGCCUUUCAUAAAUACUUCUCUUCCUAAUAAUUACCUGAAUAUUAAUAGGAUCUCUGUUGAUUGGAGAGCUGUGAUUGAUACACUCGUGUAAUAAAAAUAAUAAUAAAUCAGUAAAAUUGUCUUACAGCUUUACAGUUGGAUAGACAUGUAUAUCAACUAUGCAAGUAUAAAGUUCAGUAUAAAUAUAAACAGUUUACAUAGAUGAGUAUAUGGUGUACAGUCACCAUAAAACUCAUCGCCUCUCCCCCUGAACCACCAACUCCGAGAUUCAGACUCAUGAAUCAGAAGCAUUUAUGGACAGACUCAUCCAUUAUUGUCUACUGCUUCAGUUUAGGAGGAGAGGAAACAGGACUCUUGUGAGUGACUGUACACAUAUACCUACAUUGUCUAUAUUCAUGCUAAACUGUAUACAGUAGUACAGUACAGUACAACAGUGGUAAACAGUAAGGUAAUUUGACCAAAGAUAGCUGACUAACCUGUCAGCUGCUUAUUUCUAGAAGGAACUUAAAGAACAUUUAUUUUCUAAUUAUUAUUCUCUUUUAUAUGUUUACUAUAUAGAAUAAAUAUGAUUGUAUUAUGAAGUGACAUAAUUGUUCAUCAAUGUUUUAAAUAUUUUGUACUACAGGUAUAUAUAAUAUAUAUUAUAA